Biomphalaria glabrata is the source of this 4195-nucleotide messenger RNA. Its product is annotated as E3 ubiquitin-protein ligase CHIP-like. The transcript is spliced from 8 exons. Gene Ontology annotation, biological process: protein polyubiquitination; proteasome-mediated ubiquitin-dependent protein catabolic process; protein quality control for misfolded or incompletely synthesized proteins. Gene Ontology annotation, molecular function: ubiquitin protein ligase activity; protein-folding chaperone binding. The record is from RefSeq and is a predicted model, not a curated record. The coding region runs from base 233 to 1060 and encodes 275 amino acids. NCBI's taxonomy places the organism in Eukaryota, Metazoa, Mollusca, Gastropoda, Planorbidae. Gene Ontology annotation, cellular component: Z disc; cytoplasm.
UACUUAUGAUUGUUAUUAAAUUGGAUGUUAAAGUGGGUCAGGUCAAUGCUUUCUAAGUUUCAAAUUCAAGAGCUUAAAGUUUCAAACAUUUUUCUAGUGCUACCUUCAAGAAUCGAACAUUAUAAGUUGACAUAAGAAACUCUCAAACACAUGAGAAGUAUGGUGUUUUAAAACCAAAUGAACUGGACUAACUGCCUAAACUGGUGUUUCACUGUUUUCAAGGAUUAAAAAAAUGAGUGCCCUAGAACUAAGAAACCAAGGCAAUAAGUUGUUCGCUGCUCGAAAAUAUGACGAUGCAAUAGCUUGUUACACAAAAGCAAUUAUUAAAAAUCCAAGUACAGCCUUGUUUUUUACUAAUCGAGCUCUUUGCCAUUUAAAACUAAGACAGUUUGAGAAGGCUCACCAAGAUUGCCAGCGAGCACUUGAAAUUGACCGGUCAUGGGUAAAAGGACAUUUUUUCAUGGGCCAAGCUUAUCUAGAACAGAAUUUGUAUGAUGAAGCCAUUGCUUCAUUGAAGAAAGCUCAUGAUUUGGCCAAGGAACAGAAAUUAAACUAUGGUGAUGAUAUCACAAAUACACUGCGAGUUGCUAAAAAAAGGAGAUGGAACACAAUAGAAGAAAAAAGGAUACAGCAGGAAAUUGAUCUACAAGCAUACUUGAAUAGACUCAUCAAAGAAGACAGAGUCAGACAAAUAGAAUCCUUAAAGAAGAAUGAUGAAAUGGCUAGUUGUGAAGAUGUUGAAAGCAUUGUGGAUCAAUCUGAGAAAAGAUUGUCUGAAGUGAACAGUUUAUUCUCACAACUAGAUGAAAGAAGAAAGAAAAGAGAUGUGCCUGAUUAUCUUUGUGGUAAAAUAAGUUUUGAAAUCAUGAGAGAGCCAGUUAUCACACCCAGUGGAAUUACUUAUGACAAAAAGGAUAUCAUUGAACAUCUUCAGAGGGUUGGACACUUUGACCCAGUGACACGUACAGAUUUGACGCAAGAACAGCUUAUUCCUAAUUUCUCACUCAAAGAAGUCAUUGACACUUACCUUGAAGAAAAUCCUUGGGCAGAAGAGUAUUGAAUCUCUAGCAUCAUGUCUGCUCAGUUAUGAUUAAACUUUUUCAUGUUCUCCUUUCAAAUUCUUUUUGCAUUUAUAUUUUUUAACCAUAAAAAAUAGUUUUUGCUUCUAAAGAAAAUGAAUAACUAUUUCAUUUUUACCUUUAGGAAGCUAAAAAAAAAAUAAUAAUAUUUCCAACUGUUUUAUUUUCUAUGUUUAGUUUAGAUAUAAUCAAUCAAAGAAUCUUGCCUAGUGAAAGUGAUUAGUACUUGUGUGGCUAUGCUCAAGUGCUGUUACUGAAAUUUCUAACAAAGCACACAAAUAUUUUAAUUUGUGUGUAUAAUAAGGCACAGUGUAACCAAUGUAUACAAGAUAGAAGAUGCUGUUAACAAUGUUUUAAAAUAUUGAUUUUACACAAUAUCUAAAAACUAAGCUUUGUAUUCAGUUAGAUCUACAAGUAUUCCAAUCAGCUCUGGUACUUGUAGUUCAGAUUUUUUAAAAAUAAGUUCAAAUCGCUUGACAUAGAGAAAUGUGGAUUUUUGGAGCAGAUUUUAAUAAAUUCUGAAUUUCAAUUCUAAUAAUUAUGCCUCUUAAUAGUUAAAAGCAUUAAAAAUACAGUUGACAACAAUACCAAAUAAUUGUUACAGACUGGUCCCUGGUAGUUUUCAAAUCUGUUGUGGCAGAAUAAUAAUUUAAAAAGUUGUUUCUUAUGCGUUUUAGAAAAGUUAAAAUUGGUUUUGUUACACUUAAUUUAUAUUUCAUUAACUCAAACAUGUAAAUAUUGAAAAAACAAACCUUUAUGAUUGUUGUAAACUAUGUACAAUGUGAAUGCACUACAAAUCAUCAAUGUGUUCUAUUUGACUGUGAUCUAAAAUCUACAUGUAUAUAUUAAAAAUGAAAAGAUCUACAUUGGUUUUGACAGAUUACAUUUAAAUUGCAACAUAUUUGAUAACCACUAACAGUACAAAAUAAAUUAGUAGCAAUUGACAAUGUAUAGAGUUCCUUGACUAGUUUAUGGCCCUAGUAGAUUCUUGUAUUGGUUACAUUGAUUUCUAUUUAUUUUUAAUCAUUUUGUUUUCAGAAAUACUCCUCACCAAUUCACAUCCAUCUUCUAGUCUUAUUGAUUUUAGCUAUGUUUUUAAUAUUACCUCACUGAAUUGUAAGAAUUUACUCUUACUGAUGUCUGGAUUUGUCUAACAAUACAUUUUGCUUUGAUAUGUAUUGUUAUUUAUGUCUUAGCCCAUCCGGAACAAAGAAAAGGCAUGAGUUUGUCAGAUUUUGCUGAGUCAUUGUGUGAUGUGUUUUAGUUAUGUUUCAUGGCUGCUGUUUGAUUGGGGCAAAGCAAUCCUGGAUUCAUUCAAUAAGUAGUGAAAUUAUCAAAAGAACAUGAUUUAUAAAAAGUAUGUGUUAAGUAAAAAAACAUAAAGUGAUGUCAAGUUCCCCUUUCUGACCUUAUAGGGCAGAAGUCCACAAAUGUAAAACUGAGUAUUGAAUGGCUGCCUGGUUAAGGGGUAUUGUUGUCAAGGUGGUUUUUAGUUCAAACCCUGCCCACUCCCAUCCCCUUGCUCCUGAUUGGGCUAAUUCAUAAUAAUAUUAAUUUUUUGAUGGAAUGUCCAAAACAUAUAAAACAAAGCAUAUUCAUUGUUCUUAAAAUAUCCAGUACUGGUAAUAAUCAAUAUGAGAUUGUCAUUCCAUUAUAAAAUUUUAUUAGAUAGUUUAAAUUUAAACAUAAAUAGCAAAAAGAUAAUUAUUUUUCUGAUUCAAAAAAAUGUUUAGGACUACAUGUAAAUAUGUUGUUUGUUUUUUUUUCAUCUUUCAGGUUCUGUAUAGUUCUAACAUUAUAUUUUGAGCGUUUUAUGUUGUGUAAUUAAAUAAUGAGUUCUAUAAAUAGAAGUUCAGUGUUGACAGUAUUCUAUAGUUUUGUUCAAUGUUGAAAUUGUUAACAACCUCCAAAGUUUAUAACCAUAUUGAUACAGUGUUUUACAGGAUGAAAUCUCAAAAGUUAUUUAAAAUACACUUUAAAUAAUAUUUAUUGCUUUUCCUCAAUAAACAUAUUAAAAUUAUUUUUUUUUUUAAUUAGAAAUAAUACAUCUUAGAAAAAGUUUAUAUCUUCAACACAAAUGUAAUUAUUUAUAUUUUUUGUUCUCUGUAAAUAAUGUAUAGAAAAACAUCUGUAUUAAUUGUUGUUGGGUUGUUUUUUGUUUUUUUUUUGGUUUUGAAUUUUAAAAAAAACUUUUUUUUUAAUGCAUCAGUUUAAUUCAGUGAAAUUCUUUGGGGUUUUUUUUUUUUUAUAACAAAUCUCAUUUAUGCUUUUAGUUCAAACAUUACAGUCUUCUUUUUACUAGAACAUUGGCUGACUAGUGCUCAGACAUUUCACUGUUCAUACACUUGGUAUUAGUUUAUUUAGGGAAUAGAGACUUAACAGCUGACUACUUAUAAUCUAUUUAUGUACAAGUAUCACUAAAAUACAUCUACAUUGACUGCUUAGCCGAUAGGUAUUUUAUUUUCUAUUCAGGUUCAACCAUUUGUAUGUAUUUUAGUUUUCUAUUAAAGUUUACCCUCUGAUGUUGCCAACAGUUUACAAUGGAUGAUCCUAAUUGAAGUCAUUUAGCACUUCAGUGCUUUACAGCUUGACCAUUAUCUCCAAACCCUGGACCAGUUAAAAACAUUUUCAUUUCAAUAUAUUUAUAGUUCUUGUGCAAGUAUUUUUUUUAAUUUGUCAAAAUGACUAAUUUCAAAAGUAUUUGAAAAAUUAAAUUCAUUUAAAGUAACAGUCAUAAAUAUUUCAAGUGUGUAAACACAGUUUUAAAUAGCAUCACUAACUGGGCUCUCAUCAGGUGUUAAAAAUGUCUCUUUAGUUAUAAAUAACACUCACACAAAGUAUUGUCUUGAUUUUUAUGACAUCUACACUUUUAGAUAAUUGUACUUUUGUUACAACUUUGUUCCAUUGAUGUUGGAUUUACUUCAAAUCUUCACUUGCCUUUUUGUGUGGUGGCAUUGGUUAAGUAAUGUCUAAUGUCAGCUGUGGAGUGGGGGCAGAGCAUGUAUGUCCUUUUCUGUUUCUAUUUUUUCAUCAUCAUAAAUUAUGUUUUGUAUUCAAUGACUUUCUAAGUGACAGACUGUAAACUGAUGAAGCAAUAAACAAAACAAAAAAAAUAA